AUGGAAGGAGUCAAUGCCUUCAAAGACGACAUUAAUAUUAACAAAGGGGAUCGGAUUCGGCAAGAGCUCUUUCAUGUCAUUGAAAAGUGUGGGAUAGCCAUCCCAAUUCUAUCCAAAGACUAUGCCACGUCUGCAUGGUAUUUGAGAGGAAGCUUUGCCCAAGCUUUUGCUAAGCAUGAAAUAAAGCACAAGGAUUACCCCAACAAGGUGAGGACAUGGAAACAAGCCUUAAGUGAUGUUGCUGAGAUAUCAGGAUUUGACCUCCUUAAUGACGUCUAUAAAGGGGAUCAAUCAAAAUGCAUUCAUGAUAUAACUAAAGAAGUCCAAAGAAAAUUAGAAGCUAUGAGGAAGGAAGAGCUUAAAACUAUUGCCUCCAUAGAAUAUCAUUUGACUAGAUUGAACUCAUUGUUGAGAAUGGAAUCACCAGCAGCCUCUGAUGGUGUUCUCUUUCUAGGAAUUUGGGGGAUGAAUAGUUACACUACUACCACAUUGAUGAGGAGAAUUUCUAACAUGUUCUCAGACCAUUUCGAGAGCGUGUGUUUGAUACAAGUGAAAAGUUUGAAGAAACGAGGAAUGGUGUCACUUCAAAAACAGUUGCUAGAGAAAGUUAGCAUGAAUCGGAAUUUGAAUGUUAUGAAUGUGGUUCAAGGAAUGAGUAUGAUAAAACAAAGGCUUUCUUUGAAGAAGGUUCUCGUCAUUCUUGAAGGUGUUGAUAGUUUACAUCAAUUACGGGCAUUGGUUGGAUCGCGUGAUUGGUUUGGUUCUGGUAGUAGAAUAAUCAUUACGACUUUUGAUAAAUCAGUGCUAAUUGAGCAUGGAAUGGACAUAAUGUACGAGCUUACAAUGGCCUAG
Molecule: messenger RNA, 852 nt
Organism: Ipomoea triloba (trilobed morning glory)
Lineage: Eukaryota; Viridiplantae; Streptophyta; Magnoliopsida; Solanales; Convolvulaceae
Product: TMV resistance protein N-like
Exons: 4
Coding region: 1-852 (283 amino acids)
Biological process (GO): signal transduction; defense response
Molecular function (GO): ADP binding
Source: RefSeq, a predicted model, not a curated record